CCUAGCAGCGGGUGGCAGGGAUCCGACGCCUGUGCGGGGACUCGGCUGUCUGAGCCCCUCGCAGCGGCGACAACCCGGACAAGCCCCGCGAGGCCAGGGCUGCCCGCCAGAUCACAGAGUCCAGCGGGGACCUGUGUGGUCGCUGAGGCAAGAUGGGGAACCGGGAGAUGGAGGAGCUGAUCCCCCUGGUUAACCGUCUGCAGGACGCCUUCUCGGCGCUGGGACAGAGCUGUCUGCUGGAGCUGCCGCAGAUCGCGGUGGUGGGCGGUCAGAGCGCCGGCAAGAGCUCGGUGCUCGAGAACUUCGUGGGCAGGGACUUUCUUCCUCGGGGCUCAGGCAUCGUGACCAGACGACCUCUUGUACUUCAGCUUGUCACCGCUAAAGCAGAAUAUGCUGAAUUUCUACACUGCAAAGGAAAAAAAUUUACGGAUUUUGAUGAAGUUCGCCAUGAGAUUGAGGCAGAAACAGACCGAGUGACGGGAAUGAAUAAAGGCAUCUCUUCUAUACCCAUUAACCUGCGAGUCUAUUCGCCGCAUGUGUUAAAUCUAACGCUAAUCGACUUACCUGGAAUAACGAAAGUGCCCGUGGGAGACCAGCCGCCAGAUAUUGAGUAUCAGAUCAGAGAAAUGAUUAUGCAGUUCAUCACGAGGGAGAACUGUCUGAUCUUGGCUGUCACCCCAGCCAACACUGAUCUUGCAAACUCAGAUGCACUGAAGCUGGCCAAAGAUGUUGAUCCUCAAGGUCUAAGGACCAUUGGUGUUAUCACCAAGCUGGAUCUCAUGGAUGAAGGAACGGAUGCCAGGGAUGUGCUGGAGAACAAGCUGCUGCCUCUUCGCAGGGGCUACGUGGGGGUGGUCAACAGGAGCCAGAAGGACAUAGAUGGAAAGAAGGACAUUAAGGCAGCCAUGUUGGCAGAGAGGAAAUUUUUUCUUUCUCACCCGGCUUAUAGACAUAUUGCUGAUCGUAUGGGGACCCCACACCUCCAGAAGGUCCUGAAUCAGCAACUUACCAAUCAUAUUCGAGAUACCCUGCCCAACUUCAGGAACAAACUGCAGAGUCAGCUGCUCUCCAUAGAACAUGAAGUAGAAGCCUACAAAAACUUCAAACCGGAAGAUCCCACAAGGAAGACCAAAGCUCUGUUACAGAUGGUCCAGCAGUUCGCUGUGGACUUUGAGAAGAGAAUCGAAGGGUCGGGGGACCAAGUAGAUACGUUAGAGCUCUCUGGUGGUGCUAAGAUCAACCGCAUUUUCCACGAACGCUUUCCUUUUGAGAUAGUGAAGAUGGAGUUCAAUGAGAAAGAAUUGAGAAGAGAAAUAAGCUAUGCAAUCAAAAACAUACACGGUAUCAGGACAGGGCUGUUUACUCCAGACAUGGCAUUUGAAGCAAUAGUCAAAAAGCAGAUAGUAAAACUGAAAGGGCCUUCGCUGAAGAGUGUGGACCUGGUAAUGCAAGAAUUGAUCAACACUGUGAAGAAGUGUACCAAGAAACUGGCAAACUUCCCCAGACUCUGUGAGGAAACAGAAAGGAUUGUUGCUAACCACAUCCGUGAGCGGGAAGGGAAGACCAAGGACCAGGUCUUGCUAUUGAUUGACAUUCAAGUCUCUUACAUUAACACCAACCAUGAAGACUUCAUCGGCUUUGCAAAUGCUCAGCAGAGGAGCAGUCAGGUUCACAAGAAAAGCACAAUUGGAAACCAGGGAACCAAUCUUCCGCCUUCAAGGCAAAUUGUGAUCCGUAAGGGCUGGCUGACCGUCAGCAACAUUGGCAUCAUGAAAGGAGGCUCGAAGGGCUACUGGUUUGUCCUCACUGCGGAAAGCUUGUCGUGGUAUAAAGAUGACGAGGAGAAAGAAAAGAAAUACAUGCUUCCACUGGACAACCUGAAGGUCCGGGAUGUGGAGAAGGGCUUCAUGUCCAGCAAGCACGUCUUUGCACUCUUUAACACAGAACAAAGGAAUGUAUACAAAGACUAUCGUUUCCUGGAGUUGGCCUGUGAUUCCCAGGAGGAUGUGGACAGCUGGAAGGCAUCUCUGCUAAGAGCUGGAGUCUAUCCAGAUAAAUCUUUAGCUGAAAAUGAUGAGAAUGGCCAAGCAGAAAACUUUUCCAUGGACCCACAGCUGGAGAGGCAAGUGGAGACCAUACGCAACCUGGUAGAUUCCUACAUGUCGAUAAUCAACAAAUGCAUCCGGGACCUGAUUCCAAAAACAAUAAUGCACCUUAUGAUCAAUAAUGUUAAAGACUUCAUCAACUCUGAGCUCCUAGCACAACUUUAUUCUUCUGAGGACCAAAACACUCUGAUGGAAGAGUCUGCCGAGCAGGCUCAGCGCCGGGAUGAGGUGCUCCGAAUGUACCAAGCCCUGAAAGAAGCCCUUGUGAUCAUUGGUGACAUCAACACAGCCACUGUGUCCACCCCAGCCCCACCUCCAGUAGAUGACUCCUGGCUCCAGCAUUCCCGCAGGUCGCCUCCUUCAAGCCCCACCACCCAAAGAAGGCCGACCUUGAGUACGUCCCUUACAAGGCCCACGUCUGGCCGUGGACCAGCGCCUGCCAUUCCCUCUCCAGGACCCCACUCCGGGGCUCCCCCAGUCCCCUUCCGCCCUGGCCCGUUACCUCCUUUUCCCAACAGCAGUGACUCCUUUGGCACCCCUCCACAAGUUCCAUCCAGGCCCACGAGGGCGCCCCCCAGUGUUCCAAGCCGGAGGCCACCCCCAUCACCAACUCGUCCCACUAUAAUCCGUCCACUAGAAUCCUCACUGUUAGACUAAACGAAGUGUCUGGCAUGGCAAUUAGUCACUAAUGAUUUAUGCAAAAGCAACAUAUUCGGUAACCUUUGCAGUCAACCAUGAGUACUCGCAUGUAUGGACAUCCAUAGGCAAGUAGCCAGUUUUACUAAUGUAUUCAUCACUCAUCUUCAUUGCUCAUGGUAUGUCAGACCUUUGGGGUGUGACUCGGAAAAACUGCUAACCUGUAGAGAGAGUUGAUAUGUUGUAUUGGCCAAGGUAGUUUUGUGUAGUGGUCCUCUACUCUGGUACCAUUUAUCCAUCCAACAUGUAUUUGAAAUUGCUUAAUAAGAGUUUUCUAGGCUGUCUCCAGAGAAGCUUAAAACAGUUCUUAACAGAUAUAAGAAAGUGAACUUGGAGUCACACAAAUUCUUCCCCACAUUCUGUUUAGGAUGGCAGAAAUUCUGUUGCGUGAUAUUAAUACUGCCACCCACUCCAUAACUGCUUAUUUAAACUUCUUUUCCUUCUUACUUCGUAGUUCUGCUAGGAAGCAUGAUUUUUAAAUUAGGACUACUUAAGAUGGAAGCUUUUCAGGAGCACAAGUCAGUUUGCAAAGGAAGGUCUACAGGGUUUUGCAAGCUCUACAGGGUUGGCUCUAGGGGCGUCUCCUGGCACCAGUGUGUGCUUCAUGCUAGAAGUACAGACCGCGGUGAAGCAAAGCCCAAGAUGGUUUUGGUAAUCGGUUGAUAGAUUUGGCUACCUUCAGAGUUCAAGGAAGAAGCAAAAAAUAUCACCAUUUAAAAAGUGUCUGUGACAAUAUAAUUUACUUAUUAUCUCAUAUAUUUACCUCUUUUAGGCUAUGGUGAAGGAAGGCUGAUAUUGAAAUUGUUUAAUUCUCCAGUUGAUUUUUUUUUGGGGGGGGGGACAUGGAUAACUAACUCCCUUUAUAGUUAGUGUAAUUAUUAUUUUGGCUGGAGCAAAAUUAAGUGUAUGCUAGGACACGAUUUCUACGGUUUACAUAUAAAUGAUUAUGCAGAAUCCCUUUAAAACUAAUGUCUUUACCCAUUCCAGACACACUUCCAUUUUGCAGCUUUAUAUUGCACAACUGCGCUGAAAGAGUGGUCCCUAGUAUGGAAAGGAAAUUCAUCAGCGACGCCAUGGUUUCGGAGCACAGAUCACAUGUUUACAGAUCCCUUGCUCCAACUUGCUCCUGAAAAUGCCUUUGCAAUAUUGAGCUGCAAAACAAAUUUGCAAUUUCUAAGAUUUCCAGAAUUUGCAAGAGCAGCCUAGCCUAGAGGUUUAGUUCAGCCUUUACGCUAAGUUUCAAACUACCUACGACCAGAUGAUCAGCAUGUAGGAAACAGCCAGAAGCCAAAUGGAUUUCUGUCUGGUAACUGCUCCCAGACAGCAGAGCGAGCGUUCACUGAACUGUGGCUCCCCGUGACAUUAUUCCAUAUUCGCAGAAGUAAAUCAGGUUUUACUGACUGCAGUGUCUCUCCCUUUGAAGGCAGCAAACAUGAUUUGUAUGUGAACUUCACUUUAAUUUCCUGUGCAGUUUCUAACCAAAGCAAGACACUAUAAAGUCUGACAUAAAAACUUUUAAGCAUUAUUUUAAAAAAAAAAAGGAAAAUUUCAAGGUAAAUAGCACUGUAUUGAACUUCUUCUAAUGGGUUAUAUCCUGAUUAUAAUUGACAAAAGUUAAAGAAUAUGAGGCACAUAAAAGGGUAACUACAACCUUUAAGUGACAGAAUAUCACCACUCUAGCGUCUCUCAUGUUUUUCCAUGGGGGAAAAAAUGUGAAUGGAACUCACAUACAAGAUGCAGAUUGUCUUUGAAAACAGUGUCCCAAAUAAAUGGGGAAAUGUUAAGCAAGCCUUCAUACUCGAACAACUAACAGGCAGUUAGGUCUUCUCCCAAAACUCCCUCCUUUUAGGAUUCCCUUUGCUUCCUCCUUUGAGUUCCCUAAAACAGGCAGCUAACGAAUUAGAUACUUCAGGGUUUGGCUUUGUUCUUACUGUGGUUUUGCGUCUUGCUGUAUUUCAAAAAUUUUCUUCUGUUAGAGGAAAAUAUUGCAGAAAACCACUGGCAUGGUCUCAGAUCAGCAUAAACCAAUGUCAAGGAAAAUUGGGGAUUUGUCUCUCCAAGUUUCUUCCCACUGAUCUUAGACAGUGAUAAACAAUGGCGUUUGUCAUCUUUGGGUUUUGCUUCUUGAUCCACAGAUGCCCUGUCCCAAAUGUCUCCCCUUUGUCUGGAAAGUUUUGUCCUCUUUGCUACCAUGUUAUAUAUCUGGUGGCACCCAGAACCCCCUGCCCUAGCCCCACACCAGAAUCUCAACAAUGGCAUUCCAGAAUAUUUUCAGUUUGCUGCAGUUCAAAGGGUUUGCAUCCUGCUAACAGAAGACACCAACCUGAGUGAAGCCUCUAGUUCUGGAGUGUGCAGAAUUUAUGGGAUGGCACCCACAUCAGGCCUUGAAAUGGGCAUGUCAGCUUGAAGGGCCUUCUGUUUCCCACACCGUUUCUAAUACGUUAAUAAACCUCCCGAUCGAUGUUCCAGUGUCGUCAGCACAAUAGACGUAGCUCUAUUUUGUCUAGCAUAAUAAUUGAAAAAAAAACAGUGCUUUUAGGAUUUGAAGAAAUAACUGUACAUGUCUGACAAGUAAAGCCAGUUUUACCGUCCCAUGCUAAAUUUUGCAUGCAUACUGGCUAACUGGAACCAUUUACUCAGUUUCGAUGGAAUGUGAAACACUAUUGAUCUAGAGCAGAUGCAUCUCCACAAUCAUCUACUAAAGAUACCUUCUUGAAUAUUGCUUUUAGAUGUGUCUUAUAACAUAGUAGAGUAGUGGGGACUAUUUGUUGGCAGUUUCUCUAUUUGUGCAGAUAUGUAUUCGUUCUAUCCAAAAGCAUAGCAAAACAGAUCCUGUGUUAUAAGUAUUCUAAAUUUAGAAUUAGGAAGUAGCCACAUAGAGUCAUUUGUGAUUUUUUUUAAGACCGUAGCCAUACUCUAAAAUAUGAAAUGGGACCUGAUACCAGUAUGUGACAAGUGUUGAUGUUUUCUGUGCACUCAUUUUCUCUGCAUGUCUCUAGGAAUAUAUAUACAUAGUAAAUAUGUAUUUUGUGUCCUUUUGAAUAAGUAGGUGCAAAAGCACUUUCUAGAAUGCCAUUAAGCAUGAAUGUAAUUAUAUGUGCAUUGUAUAUAUGUAUGAGUAUAAAUAUCAGUGUAAACCUGUGCUCAGUAUGUAAGAUAAGUAUAUUUUUUAACUGUCACAGUGUAUGAUAUAUGUUGGGAAGACCUGCCAUAAUGUGAUUACAGUAGUUCAUUUCUCAUAGCAUACAUGAGAAACAAAAGAUUUUCUAACUCAGACUGUAUAUAAUCUGAGGGGCACAAAGCUUAUAAUAACCGUGACGAGGUAGAGUAAUGUCUGUGGCCAUUGGUACUGAAACCCACAGCACCGCUACCUAGGAAGGCAUUACCCUUUGGUGAUACUUUGAUAAACAAUGUAACAGUACCAGAAUUUUUCUCCAAGGUCUCUAGUUAAAAUUGUGUUAUUUGGGGUUGCUGAGCUGACUCUUAAAAAAGCUAAGUUGAUCCGUAUCAUCAUUUGUUCUCUACAGUAAAGGUCAAAAGAAUACAGAGAGUCAGCAGCAUAAUGAUAGUAAUGAGUCUUUCUGAGCAAAACUGUUAAAGCAUGCAGGGGACAGGUUGCUUAAUUCCUUGCAGGUAUGUUAUCUACGCUUUCAGGUAAACCUUUUGCUUUUGGCAAACUGUAUUAAUUACUUUAAAUUGAUGGGAAUCUCUGUAGAAUGAGUACUAAAGCCUAAACAGAUCUCCAGGCUGUCUUGAUUCUGUGAAAGAUGACUGCGGAUAAAAGCCAAGCCAUGAGUUUUAGGUCAUUUCACCUAGGACUGCUAGCUGUGAACUCUGAGCUCCUGUGAAUGAAGCCAAUUUUAGAGAAAUAAUGGAUAGUUCACCAGAUCAUAUAGUCUUUUCUAAAGAACUCAAUUUGUCUUCUAAGUAAUAAUAGGCUGUCUGUCUAGCUGAUAAGUUUAAAAUUAUGUGGUGCUCUGUAUGUGAAACUUUAACAAUAUUUUUGAAGUACAUAUAGUAUAUACAUUGCUACUUGUGGAUAUACGCAUACAUGUAAUAAUAUCUGUAUGUGUGAGAGUAAGAGACAGGAACCUCAGAGAACCUCCUGUUUAAGACCUGUUAGCACCGGUAUACUGGAGAGACUUCUCAUUCCACUGGUCAAGGGCUUCACAUGUGGUUCAGCUCAAGGCGUUGAUUUCUAUAUAAUCUUUACCUGUAAAUUCCUUUAAAUUUACUCAUGUUUCCAAAUGAUACAAAAAUCACUCUCUUGUCUUAUACUGACUGCUGCCAUUCUGUGAAAAUCAUUUCUCACAAACCAGAAACCUUAUGACUGUAACCUUGUGUGUUUGAUUUCAGAUGUACUGCUUUUGUUUCAUGUUCCUCUUCUCUCCCUGUUCUGAAUCAAAUUUCAUUUUGUUUUUGUAUGAAUGGAGAGUACAUAGAAGUUAAAUCUUGUUUUCUCUGUUGAUCUUUAACAUGAGCCAGAAUACUUUCCACUGUCUUUUUUGCCACUUCUGAGAUUUCUUAAUGCUGGAUUAAUAUGGAUUCUGUGAAUGAGAUUUUUGAAGCAAAUUCCUAAAGCCUGUAUCAUCCUUGAAGGCCAUGUACCUAUUGUGAAAAUGUGAAACUGUAUUUCUGAAUAUGAAAUAAAUUAUUACAUUUG
Psammomys obesus (fat sand rat) is the source of this 7464-nucleotide messenger RNA. It is a transcript of the gene Dnm3, whose product is annotated as dynamin 3. The record is from RefSeq and is a predicted model, not a curated record. NCBI's taxonomy places the organism in Eukaryota, Metazoa, Chordata, Mammalia, Rodentia, Muridae. Gene Ontology annotation, cellular component: cytoplasm; microtubule; membrane. The coding region runs from base 153 to 2762 and encodes 869 amino acids. The transcript has 21 exons. Gene Ontology annotation, molecular function: microtubule binding; GTPase activity; GTP binding.